AUGGUGUCCGGGUACCGCGCCCUGGGGGCCUGCACGGAGAGCCUCGGCUCCGAGAGCGGCGACGUCGGCGGGGACGAGAUCGACCACCUCCCGGCCGUCCUAUGCGCCGGACCCGACGAAGACGUUGCGGGCGACGCGGUGGUGCCCCAGACAUGCCCCGGGAAGAGGCAGCGGACGACGGAGAGGCGCCUCCCGCCGCCGAUGCCGAGGGCGGCCGAUGCCUUCAUGCGCGCGGAGCGCCGCGGCGGGCGCCUCAUCCUCACCGAGGUGGUGCGGCCGGCCGAGCGGCCCCGCGGGGUGUUCCGCGCCUCCCGCGCCGACGGCCGCCUGCUCCUCCGCUUCGCCGAACAAGAAGAAGAAGAACCCUGCAGCUACGGCGUCGAGGCGUCCGCCGCGCCGGCGCCGGCAUCGCCCGAACCCGCCGAGCCGGAGAACGGGGUCGUGGUGGGCGGCUGCUGCAACGGCGUGGGGUUUAGCCAGGUGGCGCCCGGCACCGGGAGGCGCGUCGAGAUCGGCGCCGUGAUGGGGAUAUGA
Lolium perenne is the source of this 534-nucleotide messenger RNA. NCBI's taxonomy places the organism in Eukaryota, Viridiplantae, Streptophyta, Magnoliopsida, Poales, Poaceae. The record is from RefSeq and is a predicted model, not a curated record.